UCUUUUCAUCGCGACCAGACAGCAGGCAAUAAAGCAGAAUGCACAUGUAUCCAGCGGGCGCAGCAGCAGACUCAGGUGCACCGCCGUCGCCAGCCGUGGCAUUCUGCGCGGGCACGGACAAAUCAAGACGCGCUCCCGCAGCGUCGAAGCACUUGACCCCUUGGGAGCCCGCAAGCCUUCAGCCAUUCCCGCGCCUUCUUGACCCACCACAACCUCGACUCCACAGUGAAGCUUGCACACCUGCCCAUGAGGCUUACCUGCUCCUCUGAUGUUUGCCCGUCUUUAUCAUUGCUAGGUUCCCCCUAGCCUGUCGGCCACUCUCCUUGCGACCAUAGCAAAUCCUUUUCCGUUCUGAUACUUGAUCAUACUCGAUACCCACCCAACCGUACCAACAAACUGACCAUCUCUGCCUGCCCUGGCACUCCUCCGCGAAUCCCCAGUCCUCUCUAUACAACAGGCGGCCCACCCGCUGCUCCCGUCAACAUGUUGCAACCCACUCUUCCCACCGACUCGCCGCGCGCCCUCUCGAUAAUGACCACGGCCACGACCGCCUCAUCUGCAGACAAAACUGGACACGCCUGGAGCAUAGCCGUCAACGAGGACAACUGCUGGGAGGAUCUGAUAUUGACUCUCGAUGGUGGUGGCAUCCGCGGAUAUGCCAGUCUCAUUAUCCUCCAACGCCUCAUGCACGAGGUUGCCGACUGCGAACGACGGCUCCAAGACGAACACGGCCCCGUGGCAGACUCGACGAGACAUACAUUCAACGAGGAUGAAUUGCUACCCUGUCACUACUUCGAUUACAUGUAUGGUACUAGCACUGGUGGCCUCAUAUCGGUAAUGCUCGCACGAUUGCGCAUGACGGUUCCACAGUGCUUGGAGAUAUACCGAAAAGUUGGCGAUGACCUGUUUGGCCAUCGAAGAAAUGUUUUACCUCUGGCCACCAAAUUCCACCACAAGCCUCUGGAAAAGGCUGUGCAGAGUAUCGUCGGCGAGUAUUGUAAACACCACACCAAAUGCGACGGCCAUGAUUGGCAUCCGUGGGAUAUCAACUCAAAGGAAGACCUCUCGGCACACACUUCGCAAGAGUCAUCCUUUUGCAGCAAUAUUCCAAAACAACAAGACAGGAUUUGUCAGUCCAUCUGCUUGACUGCCACACACUCUGGUCAAAUCGAUGAAGCCUAUCUAUUGCGAACUUAUGACCACAGAUAUGAUCCGGAUGUUUCACCUGUCUGGGUAACACCGUACAACGAAGGUGCCGACAAGCUAAAAAUAUGGGAGGUCACACGAGCUACCUCCGCAGCGCCUUUCUUCUUCAAGAUGCUCGAGGCUGAUUUUGGGUCGCGGGGGAAGAUCGGGUUCAAAGACGGCGGCAUACGCGAAAACAAUCCGUCCUACGCAGCGUAUAGCGAGCAUGCCUCACUCAAGGGAGAAGAUCACGAACCCGCGUUGCUACUUUCCAUUGGCACAGGAAGACCAGAUACGUCACAUGAUGGCUUUGCCUCAGUUUGGCCAGGCCCAUUCGGAAAAGUGCCACUGAUGAAAAAAUGGUCGGAAAAACUAGCAGUUUUCAAAAAUGUUUUGAUCAAGUACACGGAAGGUGAAGAUCGCCACAAAAUGAUGCGCACGAUCGCAAAAGGCGAGCAUCGUUGGUACAAACGCCUGAAUGUCGACAAGGGUCUCGAAGACAUGCCGUUGGAUAGUUGGGAAAAGGGCCAGUGGCACAAUCCACGAACCGGUAUAACGAAGGAGGUGCCGGGCGGAAAAUCGCUUUCUAGAAUGGAGGACGUAACAAGAGCAUAUUUGGACAGGGAUCAAGCGAAGAAAGAUAUUUUACUCGAAUAUGCGCCUCCCAAGAUUGUUCUCCAGCAGGUUGCGGAACGACUGGUGAGGCACAGGCGAAUGAGGGAGGCCACAAAAAGAGACGACCUGCGCCGGUGGCAAACACACAUGGGCCAAUGGUUGACGGGUGAGCUGAAAAACGAGGAUAGCAUGAUCCGAACAGAUCACGAUCCGCCAGUCGCGCCCAAAACGACUUCGAGGAAUUCUACUGCACCUGCAGCCUCUGCUGAAGUGGAUAACCCAGAAACACCAACCGCCGCAGCCCCAAUGAAGGAUAUUCCGGCAAUAGUUAUACGGCAGCCUAGCGCUGCUAGUAAAGUACACCAGCUCCAGGACACGACCAACUCAUCAACCCCCACCGCGCCGAACGAAUCCAAAGUAUGAGGAACCUUAUGUUACCCCAAUGCAUAUUCCGCCACAAUAUUCCAGGAUCCACUGACGUUCAGUCAUUCCGCAUGAUUUCACAGUUUCGCAAUAUAUCCGGCGUAGUUAUCGCCAUCCCUAAAAUCACCUCACGGUCGCCAUUCAGGAUCAAACCGGCAUAUGAUUCCCCAUCACGAAUCAUCAUAAUCGGCGUUUUUCAUCAUUGUUCUUUACAUGGUAUAGCAUAGCAAGCAUUCAUACGAAGCACGGUCAUAUUUGUUUAUCUUGGGGCAUUUGCUUGUUCGCGAAAAUACCACCCAUCUUUGCCUAAUGUCACUCAUGUAUACUUGUUCUUUUACGGUAAUGUUGUUCUUUUUUUUUUGGCAAUCGCCUGUUAUUUCGGUUCCUCUUAUUGCCGUGGAUUCUUCGCUGUCUGUAGGAGUACCCAAACUCCAACUCAGAAUUCAAUUCACAAUUCACGGUCGUAUUUUCAUGCGCGGUAUAUGUUGGAAUCAUACUGGGAUGCUGUUGUUUGGAUGAAAACAAUUGUUUGUUUUCGAUGUCACUAAUUUUCGGUCCCAUCGCUUGACUUGUU
Molecule: messenger RNA, 2797 nt
Organism: Periconia digitata
Lineage: Eukaryota; Fungi; Ascomycota; Dothideomycetes; Pleosporales; Periconiaceae
Source: the annotation of a GenBank genome assembly